AUGGCCAAUGAUUUGGAUGAGGACGGGUACAAUGACAGCAACCGCGCUUUUCUGCAGGCCUUCAUGGCCCGCUCGACGAUGACUUUCGAGGAAGCGAAGCCGGUGCUCGCAGCUAUAUUCUCGGCUCGUGAGGGUCGUGAGGUCCUUCCCGAGGAUAUCACACCGGCGGAUUUUUCAUCUUACAUUACUGCAGCGAACACUGCUAUCUCUCCUUUCGAUCUCGAAAUUCGGAGCAUGAUCGAUCAGAAACCUAAGGCAAAUCGUGACGGGACAGGACAUGCUGCCCCUGACCGUGUCUACGCACUCGUUAACACUACGAGCGACCCUCUCACCCAGCUGGCGACGACCUACACCCCGGAUGAAAUUGCGUUUGUGAAGCGGGUCCUGGAUGCCAUGUUUGAGACGUACAACACGCGGCGCUGUGAGGCUAUGGUUGUGACGGGAAUACAGGCAAUGCAGCUCGCCAGAGCUUCCGGCGAUGCGAACCGGCGAGAAUCGAAUGGCGCGGCCACGCAGGCCAGCCAGGGUGGAGCAGCGCAGUCCCUGAGUAUGUCGCAAGCAGAAACCAUGAUGAAUCGACUGGUCGAGGAGGGGUGGUUCGAGAAAAGCAGCAAAGGUUUUUACAGUCUCAGCCCGCGGGGGCUCAUGGAAUUGCGAGGAUGGCUGGUGGAGACAUACAACGACGAAGAUGAGGACGGGCACCGGGCAAAUCGGAUCAAGUUCUGCGCAGCAUGCAAAGAUAUUCUUACGGUGGGCCAACGUUGUGCCAACCGCGACUGUCCCGGGCGCCUCCAUGAUACGUGCAUGCGUAACUUCUUCCGUAUGCAACAGGCAGAGCAGUGUCCAGUGUGUAAGGCACCAUGGCCGGGUGACAAGUUCGUUGGGGAGAGGGCUAUCACGUCCUCGGAGCGGUACAUGCAGGGGAAGAGGCGGAGCCACAACAGGCUUUGUGACAGUGGUGCUGGAAGUUCUUCGCGGAAUGUCGAUGGAGCGGACGACAGCGAAGAUGAAGUGGAAGAUGCAGUCGGUUGA
Messenger RNA from Rasamsonia emersonii CBS 393.64, 1032 nucleotides. Its product is annotated as DNA repair protein Nse1. Gene Ontology annotation, cellular component: nucleus; Smc5-Smc6 complex. Gene Ontology annotation, molecular function: ubiquitin-protein transferase activity. The record is from RefSeq and is a predicted model, not a curated record. The transcript has 3 exons. Gene Ontology annotation, biological process: DNA damage tolerance; double-strand break repair via homologous recombination. Bases 1 to 1032 code for a protein of 343 amino acids. Lineage: Eukaryota; Fungi; Ascomycota; Eurotiomycetes; Eurotiales; Trichocomaceae.